AUGAUAUCGAAUUCAUUUCACGUUUUAGUGCGAGCUUUAAGUUGUUUAGUGUUGAUAUUUGACGCAUUUUCAAGUUCACCUCUUUUUCGUGAGUCAAUAUAUGCAUUUUCAUGGAUACCUGGAUUCAUCUCUUUACAUUGGUAUCUACAUGGCAUCAUUGUCAUUAUCCCAAAGAUACGUUUUGAUUGUCAGCCCGUAAACUCUUCAGGUUUUAGAAAGAUGAUUAUUCCGCAAGAAGAACAAGUUAGAAUAUUAACAUGGAUAACCAUACUUCUCACCAUAUUAUGCAUAUCAAUUCCGUCGAUAUUUGCAGCACAUUUUCGUGAAAAUUAUAAUUCAUUGAAUGAUCUGAAAGAAGCCAGAAGAACGCAAAUUAUAUUUCUUUGGUUAUCUUGUUUGCUUGUUUUGGUUUUAAUUGUAUAUUAUGGUAGAGCCGUAGUAACUUUAACGAAAGAGAGUCUAAGAAUAACUCUUGUUGAAGAUGAUCAAUGGAUGAAACAAAUGGAGGCUUACAAUUGGGUGUGUGGAAUUGUUUUUUUUUUCUGGUCGAUUGCACUUAUUCCUCCAAUUAUAAAUUACGACAUAAUGGAGCAAAAGGUUGCCUCAACGAUUUACUCUUUCUUCUCCAAUGAUGCGACACCCGUAUUUUUUGGAUUUUUGAUAUAUACAAUUAUUAAAGAAACUUCAAUAAACACCCCAACUAGCGAGUCCUACGAUGAACACAUUAGCACAUGGUUUCAAAGCGGAAACGAAAAUACAGUGCUAAUACAAUUAAGUCCUAAUAAUUUAAAACAUGACAGCAUAAAUACAAGUGAACUUUGUUAUAGCACAAAUAUUCAUGUGACAAAUAGUUUACGUUCGCAGUCAGGAACUGAGGAAUAUCAAGACACUAAUACGAGUAAUACUAUAACUGAUUCUAAUCAAAACAAUUUAGCGGAAACUGAUGAACACCAAGAUACCAAUACCAGUGACAAUAUAAUUGACUCUAAUCAAGAUAAUUUAGAAGGAACUGAUAAACAACAAGACACUAAUACCAGUGAUAAUAUAAUUGACUCUAAUCAAGAUAAUUUAGAAGGAAUGGAUAAACAACAAGACAUUAAUACCAGUGAUAAUACAAUUGAUUCUAAUCAAGAUAAUUUAGAAGGAAUUAAUAAACAACAAGACACUAAUACCAGUGAUAAUAUAAUUGAUUCUAUUCAAGAUAAUUUAGAAGAAACUGAUAAACAACAAGAUAAUUUAAAAGAAACUGAUAAACAACAAGACAAUAAUACUAAUCAAGAUAAUUUAAAAGAAACUUAUGAACACAAAGACACUAAUACUACGUAG
This is a messenger RNA of Cetraspora pellucida, 1326 nucleotides long. The record is from the annotation of a GenBank genome assembly. NCBI's taxonomy places the organism in Eukaryota, Fungi, Glomeromycota, Glomeromycetes, Diversisporales, Gigasporaceae.